UUGCAGGGUGCGCAGUGUUACGACGUUAAACCAUGCUUAGUAGAAAAGCUUUUGGCUUGUCGAACCAUUCGUAAGGCAAAGGACAACUUCAAAGAAGAAGAGCAGGAAGAGAAAGAAUCAUUGGCAUUUUUCAAUACGUUGACUCUCGAUUUUGAGUUUAGGUCUUUCAUUCACUGCGAAUGGAAGUCAGUGGACGAAUUGGAGGAAACCGACAAACGUAUCCGCCAGAAGAUUAAACGGUUCCAUCAGAAACGCCAAAAGUGUGAUGAAGAUGAACCGUUUAACCCGGAUUAUGUGAUGAUUGACCGCAUUUUGGACACAAUCUCGGUGGAGGAUUCUCUGCAAGAGCUGCACGUUGACAAAAAACGCGUCACGAAGCGGUAUCUGGUGAAAUGGCGUUCUCUGCCCUACGAUGAAUCGACGUGGGAAGAUGAAAAAGACGUCGACCCAGCGUGCAAAGCAAGGCCAAAAGCUAGCGACUGGUGUAAAAUAUCUGACGAUCCGGAGUACAAAUGCGGCAAUAAACUUAGGGAUUACCAGCUAGAAGGAUUGAACUGGUUACUGUUCUGCUGGUAUAACAGACGAAACUGUAUACUAGCCGACGAAAUGGGUCUCGGUAAAACCAUACAGUCGAUCACGUUUCUUGAGGAGAUGUGCCGCUACGGCAUACGUGGUCCGUUUCUUGUCAUUGCUCCACUGUCCACAAUAGUCAACUGGCAGCGAGAAUUCGAAAAUUGGAGCGACAUCAACGUUAUUGUUUACCACGGGACUACAGUCAGCCGACAGAUGAUCCAGACGUACGAGAUGUACGUUAGAGACGAAAAGGGCGCUAAGCGCGAAAACGUGAACAAAUUCGAGGCACUGAUUACCACGUACGAAAUGGUCCUUGCUGAUUGCGAUAUAUUCAAAGAGAUCACGUGGAAAGCGCUUAUCAUUGACGAAGCACAUCGCUUAAAGAACCGGAACUGCAAGUUGCUCAGCGAGUUGUCUACGUUUAAAGUGGACCACAGGGUGCUUCUUACGGGCACCCCUCUGCAGAAUAACGUUGAAGAGCUGUUUUCGUUGUUGAAUUUCUUGGAGCCCCAGCAGUUUUGCAACUCGGAAUUAUUUCUGUCAGAAUUUGGUACACUUCAAACAGAUGACCAGGUGCAGAAACUUCAGGAGAUAUUGAAACCAAUGAUGCUGCGAAGACUGAAAGAGGAUGUGGAGAAGUCACUGAAGCCCAAAGAAGAAACUAUAAUCGAAGUGGAAUUAACGAAUACACAGAAGAAGUACUACCGGGCAAUUUUGGAACGCAACUAUUACUACCUCUCUCACGGCGCUUCGGUGCCGUCUUUAAUGAAUACAAUGAUGGAGUUGCGGAAGUGCUGCAACCACCCGUUUCUCAUAAAUGGGGCAGAAGACAAAAUAAUCACCGAUUAUCGUGCUGCGCACAAAGAUCUGACCGAAGAGGAACUUUACCAAAGAACCAUGGUUCAGUCGUCAGGGAAGCUGGUGCUAAUUGACAAGCUGUUGCCUCGAUUAAGGAGCACCGGUCACAAGGUUCUUAUCUUUUCCCAAAUGGUCAAGUGUCUAGAUAUUCUUGAGGAAUAUCUUUUUCACCAAAAGUACACUUACGAGAGGAUUGAUGGAAGCGUUCGUGGUGACCUUAGGCAAGCAGCGAUCGAUCGGUUCUCGAAACCCGAUUCGGACAGGUUCAUAUUUUUGCUGUGCACUCGUGCUGGAGGUCUGGGCAUAAACUUGACCGCGGCCGAUACAGUGAUCAUCUUUGAUUCUGACUGGAAUCCGCAGAAUGAUCUUCAGGCGCAAGCGCGGUGCCACCGGAUUGGCCAAGAGAAAUUCGUCAAAGUGUACCGUCUAAUCACCAGAAAUUCAUACGAACGCGAAAUGUUCGACCGCGCCUCUCUGAAGCUCGGUUUGGACAAGGCGCUGUUGCAGUCAAUGGGCAACAACCGUGAGAACGUGUCCGCGGUAAGUUUCUGUAACAUUUUUAAAUUUUUGAAAUGUGGCCGAAUCUCAUUUAUUCGAUCUUGUCAUUUCCACGAUCAAGACAGUGCUGUAUGGGUGGUCUAUCUAACAUUUCCGCGCCUCGAACUGUUGAAAAGCAGAUGCCUCAAAUCUUCUAUCAUUAUGACCCAUAUGGCUCUAUUCAGUAGCUGGCCUGGUAUGUUCACGCUUUGGAAUCCACGAUAUCGAGUUUAUCCGAUUGAUUGGGUACUAGGGUCGUUGGAAAAGCCUCGAUGA
Messenger RNA from Soboliphyme baturini, 2244 nucleotides. The record is from the annotation of a GenBank genome assembly. Lineage: Eukaryota; Metazoa; Nematoda; Enoplea; Dioctophymatida; Soboliphymatidae.